This is a messenger RNA of Nematolebias whitei (Rio pearlfish), 1286 nucleotides long. RefSeq names its product O-sialoglycoprotein endopeptidase-like 1 (gene osgepl1). The coding region runs from base 1 to 1215 and encodes 404 amino acids. Gene Ontology annotation, biological process: tRNA threonylcarbamoyladenosine modification. The record is from RefSeq and is a predicted model, not a curated record. Gene Ontology annotation, cellular component: mitochondrion. NCBI's taxonomy places the organism in Eukaryota, Metazoa, Chordata, Actinopteri, Cyprinodontiformes, Rivulidae. The transcript is spliced from 7 exons.
AUGUUACGAACCAAUGUAAAAAUCCUGCAAAGGCUGCUGCGAAGCAAACACACGGUGUUCGGUAAGGUAUCGUGUUCCAGACUCGUUUUAGGCCUCGAGACGAGCUGUGAUGAGACCGGGGCUGCUGUUAUGGACGAAACGGGUGUUACACUGGGAGAAUCCCUGCAUUCCCAGAAAGAAGCCCAUCUGAGGACCGGUGGCAUCAUCCCUCUGGUGGCACAGCAGCUCCACAGAGAAAACAUUGAGCGUGUGGUUCAGGAGGCCUUAGAGAGAAGUGGUGUGAGCCCAGGCCAGCUCUCUGCUGUGGCCACCACCGUGAAGCCAGGUUUGGCCCCGAGUUUGAGCGUUGGCCUGGAGUUCAGCCGGAGGUUCGUGAGGCAACACAACAAGCCGUUCAUCCCCAUCCACCACAUGGAGGCCCACGCUCUGACCGUCAGGAUGCUCUGGCCCAUCUCCUUCCCUUUCCUGGUGCUGCUCGUCUCCGGGGGACACUCGCUCCUCGCUGUGGCUCGGGGGGUCGACGACUUUCUGCUUUUGGGUCGCACGUUGGACGACUCACCUGGAGAUUUACUAGAUAAAGUGGCCCGACGUCUGUCCCUGAUCAAACACCCUCAGUGCUCCUCACUGAGUGGAGGUCAAGCUAUAGAGCUUCUGGCGAAGGACGGAGACAGGAAGAGGUUUAAUCUCCGAACACCUAUGGGACAUAUUUACGACUGCUGCUUUUCCUUCGCUGGACUUAAGACUCAGAUUAUUAGAACGAUAAAGAAAAUGGAGACUGAGGAGGGUGUGGAAGAAGGAACUCUGCUGUCAUGUGUGAAGGACAUCGCUGCUGCCACGCAGCACACUGUAGCCUCUCAUCUUGCGAACCGCACCUAUCGAGCCAUCCUUUUCUGUAAAGCGAACAGCCUGUUGCCAUCAGAUGAUCCCACCUUGGUUCUGUCUGGAGGAGUCGCGAGUAACGAGCACAUCCGGGAGGUUCUGACCUUCACCGCCGAGUCGACCGGACUCCGUCUGCGUUGUCCUCCUGCCAAUCUCUGCACCGACAACGGAGUGAUGAUCGCAUGGAACGGCGUGGAGCGUCUGAGGGAAGGAAAAGGGAUUCUGCCUCCAAACGUGGACGUCUUCUAUGAGCCGAAGGCACCGCUGGGUGUCGAUAUCACAGAGGAGGUGAGAGCAGCCGCCAUCAGAUUACCACCAAUCAGGAUCAAGAUCUGAGUCAGCUGGAGUUUGAUCAGUCGGACUAGAAUCUGUGUAAAUAUGUGAGUUUUUACACCUGUAUUUAUUAA